Molecule: messenger RNA, 1046 nt
Organism: Zea mays
Lineage: Eukaryota; Viridiplantae; Streptophyta; Magnoliopsida; Poales; Poaceae
Exons: 4
Coding region: 325-882 (185 amino acids)
Source: RefSeq, a predicted model, not a curated record
UUAGCUAGCUUCUGCCAUCUGCUGCAGUCCUCAUGUCAUGACCGCUGCACAAUGACCAGCAGACCUUCACCAUGGGCGUGCAUGGCUCAAGCGAGAGAGAUCUAUCUGGCAUUUGACUUCUCUAUUUAAGUAGAGAGUGGACAACCGAGCCAAAGCCAUUGCUCAACCUCUGCAAGGUGAGAGAAUCACAAGGUAGAUGGCGAGGCAACGGCAAACUGGCGGUCUGCUGCUUCUUGGCUGCAGCAAGUGCUAGCGCUAAAAGGACCGGAGGUGCUCUCUGAUCGGUAGCCAACAAGGCAACAACCUCGCGCCGUCGCAGGCAGCAUGACCAGGCCGUGGGCGGGGAUGGGAAUGGCGGGCUCUGGCACGGCGUCCGAGCCGGCCGCCGACGUCGUCGCCAGGGACGACGCGGCAGCGGCCACGAGGGGCGCCGACGCCGCCGCCACCGCCACCAACGCCAGCGCCAUCUCCUUCGGGUUCGCGGCCACGGCGGUCCUCGUCUCCAUGCACUACAUGAUGUUCCUCCUCAUGGCCAUCUUCGAGCACCUCAUCAAGCCCGGCCUGGCUUCCUCCUCCUCCUCCUCCGGGGGCUCGGGCUCCCAUGACCACGACGCCGAAGGCCGCGGCCACGGCCACCGCCACCGCCUGGCAUUACCCCCCGCUCGACGGCGCGUGCGCGACGCGUCGCCGGACAAGCUCAGUCGCUUGCCCAAGGUGGAGCCCGUGGCGGCCGUGGUGGACCUGACGGUGCUGAUGCCGGGGCAGCCGUGCCCGACGUUCCUCGCGCGGCCGGCACCGCUCGCUCCUUGCCCCAGGGAAGGCGUUGCCUGGCCCUGGCCUUCCCACUCCCACGACCAUCGCCGCUUGUUUGUGCCCCCGUGAUUUUUGGCCCCGCGCCGCAUGUAUGUACAGAAGCGGGUGAAAUGCACGGCCCUAGCUUUGUUCAGGGUUUAUAUGGUCCAAUGCCGAUGCGUAUGUAGUUUCAUUGAAUUAGUAUUUGGGCCGGAAAAUGCUUUGACCCAUCAUGACGGUGGUUUAUCAGUCGA